Molecule: messenger RNA, 1284 nt
Organism: Eriocheir sinensis (Chinese mitten crab)
Lineage: Eukaryota; Metazoa; Arthropoda; Malacostraca; Decapoda; Varunidae
Exons: 3
Coding region: 1-1284 (427 amino acids)
Molecular function (GO): catalytic activity
Source: RefSeq, a predicted model, not a curated record
AUGCGCACAAAUGUUGGCGACCUCACCCACAAUUUUGUCCUGCGCCAUCGAGCCGACGUUGUUGCUGUGACGGAAACGUGGCUCACUGAGGAGGUGGAGCCAACGUUUGGCAAAAUCCAGGGUUAUUCCCACUGGGUGAGGAAGGACAGGGAGAACAGAGCAGGCGGAGGCGUGGCUGCCUGCUUUAAGGACUGCCUAAAUGUACAGAAGCUCGAGGUGACGCUGCCUCACCGAACGGAAGCUCUAUUUUUCAGGGUGGCACUGACGGACAACAGUGGUCUCCUCCUCUGUGUCAUGUACCGCCCCCCUAGGCAAAGGCGGGCUCCUCUGGAUUGCCUGACGGAGGAGCUCGACACCCUGCUCCUGCGUCACCAGUGCUCCCACGUGAUGGUGGUGGGAGAUCUAAACUUCCACCUGGAGCAGGGAGCCUUUGAUAACUUACUGACGGUGCAGGGUCUGGUAAACCACGUAACCUUCCCCACACAUGAGCGAGGAGGGCUACUGGACCCUGUGCUAUCGGACCUCCCCGAGGCCAGCCUCCGCUGCCAGCAGCUGGGGCCAGUGGGCAGCUCUGACCACUAUGCCGUACUGGCUCGGGUUGAGCUGACCACAGAGAGGGAAGACGCAGUCCCGCGCACCAUCUGGCUUUGGGAGAGGGCCGACUGGCCGUCAAUGAGACACGCCGUGGAGGACACGGACUGGGUGACCCUGUUGGAUGGGGACGCCGAGGCCAAGGCACGGGCUCUCACCACCAAGCUCCUUGCCCUCCAGCAAGAAUAUGUCCCCAGCAGGGUGUACCUCGCCAGGCCUAGUGACCCCGCUUGGUUCGGUUUCCGAUGCCGGGUUGCUGCCGAGGCCAAGCAUGCCGCCUGGGAAAGGCCUGACGGUUCCACGGCCACAAGCAGUGGAGACAAAGCCUCGCUCAUGGCUGAACUAUUCGCCAAGAAAAUGAAGGUUGGUGACCCGGAACGACCCGCACCUGUGCUGCCACAGGAGACCGACCGUGUUAUCUCCUCUGUGUCGGUGACGGCAGGGCAGGUUGAGCGGCUGCUCAGCGCGCUGGACGCAGGUAAAGCCGUUGGCCCGGAUGACAUAAGCCCACGCCUCCUCAAGAAUUGUGCCAAGGAGCUUUCAGGUCCUCUCUCCGCCGUCUUCACGUCUUGCCUGAUGGAGUGCAAUGGAAACCUGAGGCACGCACGACCAGGGAAUCCGAGGGGCGUCGCGGCACUGCGGGGCGCGAGGGUUGGCACUGAGGGCGCCAAAGGGCGGGCCGCGAGAGGCUGA